GCGUGGGCCUCGCGAGGCAGACGCCGGCGGACCGACAACAAAGAAAGGGCCCCGGAAGGAGCUGUACUGCCCCCGGACCGGGGGGUGGGGAGGGGAGCACAUUGUUCCGCAGGGCGGGGGCUCUUAAAGGGUCCAGGCAGCCCCCCCUCCCCCCCUGCCCAGCUUGGCCGUCCUAGAUCGGGAACAAAGGAGCCAACGUGUGGCCUGGCGGCCGAAGGGUUGUGAGCCCUGGCCCAGCCCCUCUACCCCUGUGCCACCCCUGAUGCGACCAUGGGCUCUGGCAGUGACUAGGUGGCCACCCUCUGCCCCUGUGGGUCAGCGGCAAUUCUCUGUAGGACCCAGCAGUACCCCGGGCCAGCUCCGGGGAAGCCCCAGCCGCGAGGGCCCCCUGGCCAGCCUGCCUGCCCAGGAUGAGCACUUACCCUCCCAGCAGCCACCGUCCCGACCACACCUCCCUGUAGAGGAGCACCGAGCCUCGGCUCCUGCCGGCAGGAGCCCCCGAAUGCUGCACCCAGCCUCUCAACAGAGCCCGUUCAUGGUUGAUCUCCACGAGCAGGUGCACCAGGGACCCGUCCCUCUGUCCUACACAGUCACCACAGUGACGACCCAAGGCUUCCCCUUGCCUACAGGCCAACACAUCCCUGGCUGCAGUGCCCAGCAGCUCCCAGCAUGCUCCGUGAUGUUCAGCGGGCAGCACUACCCCCUCUGCUGCCUCCCACCCCCGCUGAUCCAGGCGUGUACCAUGCAGCAGCUCCCUGUGCCCUAUCAGGCCUACCCCCACCUCAUCUCCAGUGACCACUACAUCCUGCACCCCCCACCGCCAGCCCCACACCCCCAGCCUGCCCACAUGGCACCUCUUGGGCAGUUUGUAUCGCUGCAGGCCCAGCAUCCACGUAUGCCCCUGCAGCGGCUUGACAAUGAUGUGGACCUUCGGGGGGACCAGCAUCCCCUGGGGAGCUUUACCUACUCCACCUCUGCCCCAGGCCCAGCCCUGUCCCCAUCUAUGCCCCUGCACUACCUGCCCCAUGAUCCACUGCACCAGGAGCUGUCCUUUGGUGUGCCAUAUUCCCACAUGAUGCCUCGGAGACUGAGCACCCAGAGAUACCGCCUGCAACAGCCGCUGCCCCCGCCACCCCCACCGCCACCCCCGCCACCGUAUUACCCCAGCUUCCUGCCCUACUUCCUCUCGAUGCUGCCAAUGUCACCAACAGCAAUGGGGCCCACCAUCAGCCUGGAUCUCGACGUGGAUGAUGUGGAGAUGGAGAACUAUGAGGCCCUCCUGAAUCUGGCAGAGCGGCUAGGAGAUGCGAAGCCCCGAGGCCUCACCAAAGCGGACAUCGAGCAGCUCCCAUCGUACCGCUUUAACCCAGACAGCCAUCAGUCAGAGCAGACACUAUGUGUUGUCUGCUUCAGUGACUUCGAGGCACGGCAGCUGCUCCGAGUCCUCCCCUGCAACCACGAGUUCCACACCAAGUGUGUCGAUAAGUGGUUAAAGGCCAACCGGACGUGUCCCAUUUGCCGGGCCGACGCCUCCGAGGUGCCCAGGGAGGCUGAGUGAGGCCCACAGCUGCCCAGGAUAACCCUGCCCGAAGCUCUGGAAGCUCGGGUUGGGGGGACCUGGGGAGGACGGGGAGGGAGUGGCUCAGGCCUGCCCCGUCAUUCCCGCCUGCAUCUCCAGAGCUGGUGCCAGGGUCAGCCCCGAGAGAAGCCCCUGCAAUAAGCCCCUGCAUUUGCCAAGCUCCAAAGACUCCUGCCCCGAUAUGCCUGCCAGUCUGCCCACCACGGAGCUGCCUGAGUGUCUCUAACUCAGUCUCCCUCCUGUUUGCCCUCAAGUCCGUCUCCUUUACCUGCCAGCCCUGGGAGCCAGGAGUCCAUCCCCCACCCCAGUGCAGCUGGGGGAGAUCCUCAGCCCCAGGGUGGGCAAAGGGAGCUCCAUCCUGGGUUGCCUGGUCUCUUGCACUGAAAUGGUGUGCCAUCUGACUGGUGGUACUGACAGGUGUGUGGACAGAUGGUGGCAUGAGGCCAUUUCCUGAGCGCCCCAGGCCUGGGUCCUCCUGCCUUGACCCCAGACAGAUUCAGGCAGCCAGCCCCACGCAGGCUGCUGUGAGGGGUGGGUCUGGCUCCCUCAAGGACUGUCACCCCAGUCACAACAUUCCAGCCCCACCCCCAGGCUGGAGGGCAUCAGAGCCAGCCUCCUGAGCAGGUGGGAGACAGGCUCUGAGCUGAGGUGGCAUGUAUCUUGAGGGGGCCUGGGCCAUGCAGGGGAGAGUGACCUCCUGUGUUCCUCAUGGCCACCCCUCCCUGGCAUUGAUGGGGGCCAGACCCAUGCCCAAUCUCCCCUCUCUGUUGUUUUGCAUGAACGUGAGGAGUUUUUAUUUAUUCAUUUGGCCCAAAAUCGCGUGUAGGAUUUGGGGGUGUGGAUUUUUAAACAAUUUAUUUUCUUUUGGUUUAAUGGGGGGAUACAGGGACCAACCAGGACCAAGUGCCCAGGGGGCCGGGAAUGGUCUGGUGGUGCCGCCUGGUCUGCAUGCAUGCGUGCGGCUGGGGCUGGGCUGGGCGGCUGGCGGUCACGGGUGGGGUUGGGGGGUGGUCUGUGCUCAGCUGAUAACUGCCAUGCACUGUACUGCACACGUCCCCAGAGCCUACCGGGACCGUACGCUUUUCAGGGCAUUUCUCCCUCCAGCCAGGGCCCAUCUCCCAUCUGACUGGGCUAGUCUCCUCCUAGGAAGUCCCAGGAGGACAGGGACCAGGGAGGGCGUGGAUCCCACCUCCAGGGGCCCCCUCCCAGCCUGAGCCCUGCCCUCCAAGGUCUGGAGGAGGCCCCCUGUAGGGUCUGGCUGAGCUCCCACCUUCUCCCUCCCUGGUCCCGUUCCUUUCCUGUCCUACCCCUAGCUGGGGUUGCUGCCCCUGAACGAACCGCGUGUGGGGCCGGCACAUCCUAGCAGGCAGCCCCUGGCGCCUGCUGCCUCAGGGAUGCUCCAACCACCCUCGUUCUCCCCGCAGCGGCCCUGGCUCCCUGCGUCCCCUCAGCCUGCCAUGGGGCCCCAUCAGCCUGGCCCCACCCCCGUGGAGAACCCAAAGUCUUACUGUAUAUAACUCCAGGUGACGUUUCUAUAUUUAUAGCAGUGUUGAAACCCCACGUGUUUUACACAGAGAACCACCCUCUCCAAACCCCCCCUCCCUUUCCCACCCCAACAAAAGGUUUUCAGAAUCCUUAAGGUUCCUGGGGCAGGCGGAAACAGGCUCUCGGAUUGUGUGUCGGCUGCAGCAAUGAUUCCAACGAGCAGCUAUGGGGGGGGG
Molecule: messenger RNA, 3300 nt
Organism: Lynx canadensis (Canada lynx)
Lineage: Eukaryota; Metazoa; Chordata; Mammalia; Carnivora; Felidae
Gene: RNF44
Product: ring finger protein 44
Exons: 11
Coding region: 263-1558 (431 amino acids)
Source: RefSeq, a predicted model, not a curated record